UUUUCUCACAUUUAUAAAGCUGCGUGAGGAACAGCAACCCUCCAGUAACUGAAAUAAAAUACAGACGGACAACUUGUCUCCUACUGGAUUAGAAGCAUUUAGAAGAGCCUAUCUUGGAAAACUCCAAACAUUUCUACUAGAACAUUCUUCAUCUUUGCAUGAGUCGUGGGACUGGGCAAUACCAUCAGUAUGCAGCCUCUCGUGGGACUCUUCUGUUUCUCAUGGCUUCUUGCGACAGGAAGCUGUCUAGAGUGUGAAAGUUGCACUGCAUUUAAUGAAGACUGUACUGGCAAAUUAGAGCUGUGCAGUGAAGACCAAGAUACCUGUGCCACCAUAGUAACUGAAACCAUAAUGGGAAAAAGGACCAGCUUUGGCAUUGUCAAGUCCUGCUAUCAGUCAUCCAAGUGUCUUGGGAGCAACACACAAUACCCUUUUUUAAAAGUCAAUGUGAACAUUGAAUGUAGUUCUUCACAAGUUGGGAAGAUGGAAAUUGAAGGAGGUGAAGCACUGGCCGAUAGGAAAAAAUCACUGUUUGAAAAGCUACUCCAAGUUAAAGACCUCAUGAACAAAGAUAGCAGUGCUAUAUCUGAAAAUCUUAGAAUUAUGGCUAGAGAGUCCAGGGCUGUGACUGGAGAGCCCAUGGUUGUGACCGGAAAGCCCCCGGUUGGGACUGGAAAGCCCCCGGUUGACUGGAAAGCCCCCGGUUACGACUGGAAAGCCCACGACUGGAAAGCCCCCGGUUACAACUACAAAACCCACAACUACCCAAUUGGUUCAAACAACUACAGGUGACAAUGCCCAGCAAACAGUUGCAUCUUUUUUCCUUGCUCUCUCUACACUUCUGUUCAUGAAAAUUGUCCUAUAAUGAAGCAAUCACUAGCACUGUCUCCGCGCUGGUGAAAACCACCUUCUCAUUUCAGCAGGCACUUCUCUAGAGAAAAUCAUUAUCCUGAAGACUUUGGUCUCCCUUGAUUUCUUGAGUUGUAACCAAUGGAAGGAAAAAAUAAUUUCUAACUUUGCAUUUUGGGGGGGGGGGAGAAACAGGGAACAAUUUCCAACAACGGGUUUCACUAGAGAUUAGAAUCAAAAUAAAAGCCAAAACUAAAUUUGGCAUCAUCUUUAUGGAAAAUUAGGAGAGAACAGGAAACAUAAGUGGCAUUUAAGGUUUAGAGGGCCUUCACACAGCUUCAUCUGGUGCAUCAGUUACAGCCCUUCUUGGAACAGAAGGCUUUGCUCACAGUCACUUAGAGUUUAGUUACCUCUCUAUUAGAUUAUCGCAAUGUAUCUUACACGGGAUUGCCCUUGAAGAGCAUUCAGAAGCUAUAGCUGGUCCAGAAUUUGAUGGCACUCCACUGAGCCUACAUAGCACUGUAGCUGCAGAAGCUCCAUUGGUUACCACUUGGCCUUUGGGUGUAAUUCAAGGUGCUAAGAUUCACAUUUAAAGGCCUCCAUGGCUGAUGACCUGAAUUCUGCAGGACCUUUUCCCAAUGAGAUCUUUAUGUCCAAUAGGAUCAAGCACAUCCCCUUGUUCCAAAAAUGCCUUGUCUAUCAUAACCCUCCCCCUGUAGAAUAGCAUUUCUCUAGACCAGGGUUUCUCAACCUUGACAACUUUAAGAUGUGUGGACUUCAACUCCCAGGAUUCCUUUUGUCAUUUAGGAAAUCAAUGAAGAUCAGACUACUUAAACAGGGCAUGUGGUCUGAAUGAUUGUGCAACUUGGGUUUCAUUCCUAGAUUUUAUAUAGGUAAUUUUACUGACUAUGCUACAUGGCUAUAUAUUGUCUUUUGCUUUUAUCAUGAUUUAUGGAGGGGAAACUGUACACUGCUCAAAGUUGGUUCUGAUGGCCUACAAACCCUGUAAACAAACAAACAAACAAACAAACAAAUGCUUACCGUUUGAUAAUAAAGUCAGCUGAAUGAGAUUAAUCUGAAGGAUGGUUCCCAGACAAGUUACAUUCUGUUUAUCUUUUAAAUAGUGCUAGUUUGGAAACCAGUUGUCUUUCCACAUCUGUAUGUCAUAGAGAAAGACAUUCCAAGCAAGUGUCUUUUCCGAUGUUGACGCUUCACAAACCAGUUCCAGGAAUAGCUAUGCUUCUAUGACACCAUCACUAGAUCUCAGAGACGUUCUAUGUUAUGAACGUGCAUGACAACUGAUCUGUCUUCUUUCAGACAUCAUGGCUGUUGAGGAAAAGCUCUCUUAGCUAUUUAUAUAGCUAAGAAAAUCACUCCGAAGCAAUUCAAGGGGUUGGUGGGACAUCUCAUCUUUACUUCUAGGAUCACACUUUUCCAAGAACACAACCUUGGGAUGUCACAACCUUGGGAUGUAGAAGCAUGCCUACAUCCUCAUGUGACUGCAAUUUUUUUCCAUGUGAUUGCAAUUUUUUUCCCCCAGCAGUGUCACGGUAACAAGAACUGGAGACAGUGAGGUUUCUCUGACUGCAGGAUGCUUACCAUCUCAAAAGCUGGAUGGCAAACAAGUCUAUGUAAUAACUAACUAAAUAAAUAAUAAAUAAAUUCCAGAAGGAAUUGGAAUUACAUGGAAUUAAAGGCUUCCUGUCCAACAGAAAUGAUCUUAGCAAUCAGUAUGGUGAAAAGAACAAGGCAUUACCAAAGAUUCAACAUUCAUCAUUUCUCCCUGUCUUGAAUGUAGUCCAUCUUUAGGGCACUGGAAUUACAUCAGUUAGCUCAUAUUUUAAGCACAGUUUAAUUCCAUCCAAUUUUAAUCUCAGUACAAAAAUGAGUAUUUAAGUCUGCAUUUAUCCCCCAAUGAUACGCAUUUUAAAAUGCAAAUUUCUCCAGUAAAAUGUUUUUAUUCUUUUACAAGCAAUAUUUCAUUAAAAAAAAGUUGUUUCUUUUGUUUUAUGCUGGUGUUCCUCUAAUGUUUCGAAAUAAAACAUGGAGAAUGUGGACAAGUGCAUAAAUGAAAAGAUAAUUGUGUUUGAAUUAACACAUUGGUUUAGGAAGAGUUAAUUAGGCCAAUUCAUAUUAAUGAAUAUACAUUAAAAGUUGAACUUGA
This is a messenger RNA of Python bivittatus (Burmese python), 3013 nucleotides long. RefSeq lists its product as uncharacterized. Gene Ontology annotation, molecular function: phospholipase inhibitor activity. Gene Ontology annotation, cellular component: extracellular region. Lineage: Eukaryota; Metazoa; Chordata; Lepidosauria; Squamata; Pythonidae. The record is from RefSeq and is a predicted model, not a curated record.